Oldenlandia corymbosa var. corymbosa is the source of this 1564-nucleotide messenger RNA. NCBI's taxonomy places the organism in Eukaryota, Viridiplantae, Streptophyta, Magnoliopsida, Gentianales, Rubiaceae. The record is from the annotation of a GenBank genome assembly.
GUCGCCUCGAAAGCCCAAGAGACACGUUACGCUUCGAAAUACCAUCGGUUUACCAAAUAUUCCACCAGCUUUUUUUCUAGCACAUUCUCCAGUCAUUCAGUGCGCUCAUACAUCACAGAAGUAGAAAGAUCCUUUGCUGCGUUUGAUCAAUGGCCGACCCGGUGGAAAUCUGUGUUAAAGCUGCAUCCGGUGCUCCGGAUGUCCUUGGAGACUGUCCCUUUUGCCAAAGGGUGCUUUUGACCUUGGAGGAGAAGAAAGUUCCCUACAAGUUACACCUAAUCAACUUCGAUGAUAAGCCUAAAUGGUUCUUGGAAUUGAGCCCAGAAGGAAAGGUUCCAUUGGCUCAGUUUGAUGGCAAAUGGAUUGCUGACUCUGAUGUGAUAGUUGGCAUCAUCGAAGAGAAAUACCCAGAACCUCCUCUCUCCGCUCCCUCGGAAGUCUCAUCUGUGGGUUCGAAGUUAUUCCCUUCUUUUGUAAAGUUUUUGAGGAGCAAGGAUCCCAAUGAUGGCACAGAGCAGGACCUACUUGAAGAACUAAAGGCAUUGGAUGAACACCUGAAAACUCAUGGGCCAUAUGUCAAUGGAGAAAAGAUUUGUGCAGUUGAUUUGAGUUUGGCACCCAAAUUGUAUCAUCUCGAGAUAACUCUUGACCAUUUCAAGAAUUGGAAAAUCCCAGAAAACUUGACUCAUCUGCGUAACUACCUGAAGGUAUGAGAUUUCUUGUUAAUGCAAGUGUCUGUCUUCUGAUAUGUGACAUAUGUAACAUAUGUUUUCAUAUCCCUGUGCUUUUUUCACCCUUCCCGCAUCUGUUUGUGCUUAUUACUAUUAUUUGUUGUGUGGUUGGUUGAGAAAGAGAAUGGUUUUGAACUCAGUUCCGGAGUUAUUUCCAUUUACUUUAAGUCAGAAUUUUCUAACCCCUGCAUCUGUUGUUCCUUUCCCGAUAAUGUUAUUCCUUGAGUCGGUAAAACUCUAAUAAAUCUAAGAAAACCAAUAAUUUUUAGCAUGGGUUGAUGAAUGUUGCGUACAUUCUUGAUUUGAUUUUUUGUGCCUUUAAACAGCUGCUCUUUUCUGCGGAGAGUUUUGCGAAAACAAAGGCCGCAAAAGAGUACGUGAUUGCAGGAUGGAAACCCAAAGUUGAGGCAUGAAUUAUCUCUAGAUUAUGAAGCAUUAUGGUAUUGCUACUUAGUUUGGGGCAUCGUUUUCUCUGAUAGUUUCAAGUUCUGCUUCUGGACUUCAGAGAUCUUAAUAAACAUUGUAGCAUAUUUGUGAACUACGAGUACAGGUACAUGUUUGUUCCUAUUUGGAGAAAGGCGAUUAUCGGCUAGAUGUUUGUGUUUUAUUGUUUAAGAAAUGUGUGAACAGUUUUCCAGUUGGCACAGCAUUAAACCUCCUUUAACAGUAUAAUAUUGUUGUCUUUGAGAUCAUAAUGUUCCUGUUUUAGUGAUUUAUUUGAAGUGAUAGGGUCUCAAUUACUCAUCAUCAUAAGCUGCACUAAGGUUAUUAAAGAAUAUGUCCUUAGUUGGGAUUUUGGGAUUCUCUCAUGAAUUUUCCUUCUCUCACACCGA